CCUCAUGUGAGACACCUCCUGCGCGAGCCACUCUCCGACGUUACCUCUGCAGAGGAAAACGCAAUGGAUCCCUGAACAUUAUUUUUUUGUUUUGAUUUAAAACUUCCACCUCCUUUCAGUCGCGGUGAACUGUAUUCGCGUCCCGAAAGCUGCUUUAUCUGACAUUUGUUUAAGGCGUAACAGGGCGGUGCAGCAGCGAUGUGGAUCCAGGUUCGCACUAUAGACGGGAAGGAGACUCGAACCGUGGAGGAUCUUUCUAGAUUGACCAAAAUUGAGUCUUUACGGUUGAAAAUACAGGAAAUCUUCAAUGUGAGCCCACAGCAGCAGCGCCUCUUCUACCGGGGGAAGCAGAUGGAAGAUGGACAGACACUGUUUGACUACAACGUGGGCCUUAAUGACAUCGUUCAGCUGCUGAUUCGCUCUCAGACCGACCCACCGGACAGCCCCUCCACCAAGGACUCCUCGGGUGUCGCCUGCAGUUCGACUCCCCCCGCCGAGUCCAAGUCGGAAAGCCAUAACACCCCAGCUCCCAUCUCUCCGGACGACAUGGAAACCAACGCCAGUAAAGACAAUGACAGCAGCAGCACCAACACCAGCACUGUUCAUGCAACCAAGCCAGACACCAGCGCUACCAGUAACUCAAGCAGUACCAAAAAUGGGUUCAAGUCCUCCAGUACGGCGUUGGACAUGCAGCCUCCCGUGUCCAGCAGAAACACACUCAUUGACCCGGGAAUCGGCGUGUUCAUGAUUAACGAGCUGGUGGACUGCAGAGACGUCAGCAUCGGUGCCUGGUUUGAGGCCUGCAUCGAAAAUGUGACAAAGCCUCCCAAAGGACAGAUAACACCCACCAAGGGCAAGGUGGGCCGGCCUUCAAAAAGGACUAAUGGAAAACUGGAGGCUGAACAGGGACAGGCCCACAGCCAGGGCCAAAACACAGACAGUAACAGGAAUAACGUUGUGUUAAACUCGGACAGUAAUGGAGCCUCCACCUCCCAGACAGACUCCACAGCUGCUUCAGAGAGCAAGGAGAGAGAAGACGACGUAAUAUACCACAUUAAAUACGACGACUAUCCGGAGAACGGCGUGGUGGAGAUGCGAUUGGCGGACGUGCGGCCUCGUGCCCGGACCCUGCUGCGGUGGGACCAGCUCGAGGUGGGCCUGCGUGUCAUGGUCAACUACAAUAUGGAGACACCAGAGGAGAGGGGCUUCUGGUUCGACGCCGAGAUCCAAACGAUCAACCAAGCCUCUCGCACCAACAAGGAGCUCCGAGUCAAGAUCCUCCUCGGGGGUCCUGGAGAUAUUAUUGGGGACUGUAAGAUUCACUUUCUGGAUGAAGUCUACCAGUUGGAGAAACCAGGAGCUCGUGCCCUCUCGGCUGCAGACGGACAAUUCAAACGAAAGAGUGGGCCAGAGUGCAAACACUGCAAGGCGGAUCCCGAUACCGAGUGCCGCUUCUGCUCCUGCUGCGUGUGCGGCGGGAAGCAGGACGCUCACAUGCAGCUGCUGUGUGACGAGUGCAACAUGGCAUUUCACAUCUACUGCCUCAACCCACCGCUGGCCACCAUCCCAGACGACGAGGACUGGUACUGUCCCACCUGUAAAAAUGACACCAGUGAGGUUGUGAAAGCGGGAGAGAAGCUCAAAGCCAGCAAGAAGAAAGCCAAGAUGCCUUCGGCAACGACUGAGAGUCAGAGGGACUGGGGAAAGGGUAUGGCUUGUGUGGGUCGCACUAAAGAAUGCACAAUUGUUCCUUCAAACCACUAUGGACCCAUACCUGGUGUUCCUGUUGGAACCACCUGGAAGUUCAGAGUACAGGUGAGCGAAGCAGGUGUUCACAGGCCACAUGUCGGUGGAAUCCAUGGGCGCAGUAACGACGGCUCGUACUCUCUGGUGUUGGCCGGAGGCUUUGAGGAUGAAGUGGACCGGGGAGAUGAGUUCACCUACACGGGCAGUGGGGGGCGCGAUCUCUCAGGAAAUAAGCGGAUUGGAGAGCACUCAUUUGACCAGACCCUGACACACAUGAACAGGGCUUUGGCCUUAAACUGCGAUGCACCUCUGAAUGACAAAGACGGGGCAGAGUCCAGGAACUGGCGAGCAGGGAAGCCGGUGAGAGUCGUGCGCAGCUCCAAAGGUCGACGCAUCAGCAAAUACGCGCCUGAGGAGGGAAACCGCUACGACGGUAUUUACAAGGUGGUUAAGUACUGGCCAGAGAUUGGAAAGUGUGGAUACUUGGUGUGGCGAUACCUGCUGAGACGAGAUGAUGUGGAGCCAGCACCGUGGACACCUGAGGGACAAGAGAGGAUCCAUAAACUGGGCCUCACUGUUCAGUACCCGCCGGGCUACUUGGCAGCCAUGGCUAACAAAACAAAGAAGGAGGCCUGUGCUAGGCCCGGUCGCGGCGGCCGUGGCAAACACUAUACUGCGAGGGGAAGGCCGCGGAGACAACGUAAGAUCAAAGAGAAGGAGGAGAUGGAUGAGGAAGAGGAGGAGGACAUGCUGCCCGAGGCCAGUAUGGUGGAAGAGGACGAGCCACAGAGUAACGGGGAGCAGAAGACGAGCAGAGAAAGUGAGUCGUCACCGGCACCAGAGCCUCCUUCUAAGCGGGUGAAGGUGGAAGAGACCUUCAAGCUCUCGGAGCAGCAGCAGCAGUUGAUCACAGAGGACACGGCCAACAAGAAACUCUGGGAUGAAGCCAUGGAACACCUUAAAGAGGGACCGAAUUUCCUGCGCAAGAUGGAGCAGAUAUUCAUGUGCGUGUGCUGCCAGGAGCUGGCCUUUCAGCCCAUCACCACUGUCUGCACACACAACGUCUGCAAGACGUGUCUCCAGCGGUCGUUUCGUGCUCAGGUGUACACCUGCCCCGCCUGCCGCCACGACCUGGGCAAAGACUUCAUCAUGACCCAAAACAAGGUGCUUCAGGUGCUGCUUGACCAGUUCUUUCCGGGCUACAGCAAGGGCCGAUGAGAUCCAAAUCCCACGUACCAGUAGAAUAUACGUACAUUAACGCACACAAGCAUCCGUUCAGUGCACCGGUGCAGUGUACCUAGAGCUCCACUUUUAAAAGCAUUGCGCACACUUACUGUACUUACCCACGGGCAAAUGUAUAUUGCAUAUACAACCAUAAACGUAUACAAUCAUUCAUACACAAACAACCUCAGUAGGGACUGACCUUAUCUGUUGAACGGGGACUGUUUUCCAUUAACCAUCACCAGCCUGAAAUUCAACCAAGGACAUUUUUAUCCUCCUUACUCCUGCCACAAAAACGCACAAAAGAAAUCCCCAACUCAUGCACUCACUCGUCACCUGACUAUCUUAGCUCAUUUUGUAGUUUUUCCCUUCCACUGUUCAGUCCACUGGUUCCAUAUAUAUAUAUAUAUAUAUAUAUAUAUAUAUAUAUAUACAGUAUAUAUGCACGUUUUUAGAGUGCAUAUUUCUCCUUGAGCAAUACCAUGAAAGCGGCCAUUAUAUUCCUGCCAACCUGUUAGCAUUUUGUGUACCAUUUAUACAGUUUUACACGCGUUUUAAGGUGCUACAUUAAUCCGGUGAUGUAGUGCGCUGGUUAUGUGACUGGGCUCAGAGUUACACCAAGGUAGAAAGAUCAGAAUUCACAUGCAUUUACCAGGAAAAUCAUGUCAAAUCCAGCACACUGUUCUUUUUUUCACCUUGGAGCACUUUAUCCCCGACAUCAGGAGUAUACGUUAGCAGCACGCAAGCUCCGCAUGUGUCAUCGGGACACUGCCGUUUCCAUUUAAAUUAGCGAAUGUCUCAUCAGGGUUCAAAUUUGAGAGCACUUAACACAACAUUCAG
Solea solea (common sole) is the source of this 3807-nucleotide messenger RNA. RefSeq names its product E3 ubiquitin-protein ligase UHRF2-like. Bases 199 to 2964 code for a protein of 921 amino acids. Lineage: Eukaryota; Metazoa; Chordata; Actinopteri; Pleuronectiformes; Soleidae. The record is from RefSeq and is a predicted model, not a curated record. The transcript has 16 exons. Gene Ontology annotation, molecular function: ubiquitin protein ligase activity; protein binding. Gene Ontology annotation, biological process: negative regulation of gene expression via chromosomal CpG island methylation; protein ubiquitination.